Xenia sp. Carnegie-2017 is the source of this 2201-nucleotide messenger RNA. RefSeq lists its product as uncharacterized. Lineage: Eukaryota; Metazoa; Cnidaria; Anthozoa; Malacalcyonacea; Xeniidae. The coding region runs from base 373 to 1173 and encodes 266 amino acids. Gene Ontology annotation, molecular function: protein dimerization activity. The transcript has 3 exons. The record is from RefSeq and is a predicted model, not a curated record.
UAUGUGGUUGGUUCUCAGCCAUGUCAUCUGCAAAAUAAGGAUCAGUGUGUAAUUAAAAUUGCAUAGUAUUUAUUAUAAUCAUGUAUGGACAGGGGCGUAACUGUUGGGGGUGUGUGGGGGGUGUGACACCCCCCCAAUUGCUGAAAACAGUGUUUUUGCAGGGCAUAUUGCCGUCAAGUGGCAGGGCAGUGUUCAGGAAGUAGAAAAAUUGACAUACCAUCGAAAACAACUAAUUGAUUACUAAGUGGAAAUAAUUCGAUCAUGGGAUAAGAUGAGAAGCGUGGGUAAAGAUAAAAAAGGAAAGAUGCAACAGCAUUUCUCUUCCGAAUCCCACAAAUUGCUUUGAGUGAUUUGGCACACUUUGCCUGCAAUAUGAAAAACGUCGAUGUAAUGUUGGAAAAGAAGUUAAGAGAAGUAAGAAUACAAGAAGAAGAAAACAAUUUGCGAAACCAAGAAGCCAUAAAGAUCCUUUUAGACAUCGCAAGAACAUUGGCACGACAACAGCUAGCUUUCAGAGGGCAUAAUGAAAAGCACGAGGGAAACUUUAUCCAAAUAUCAAAUCUUGUUGCCAGGCAUAACCCUAGACUUCAGUCAUGGCUGUCAGACAAGAACAUGAAACCUUAUUCAGUAAAAUACCUAUCACCUAUUUCACAAAAUGAGUUUAUUAGCCUUUUGACUGAAGACGUAAGGAAUCGCAUCGUAAAAGAUAUCGUUUCAUCUGAAAUAUACUCAGUCAUGGCCGACACGUCUCCUGACACUUCAAAUACGGACCGCCUCGUAGUGGCAGUGCGCUACGUUGACGAAAACAACGUGCCCAACGAGAGAAUACUGGAGAUGAAAGAAACAAGGAAUAAAACAGGUGAAGGCCAAGCAAAAGAGAUUCCUGAUUCCCUUAAAUCACGAUUACCUAUUUGUCACGGUGGGUUAGUGUAUCAGUCUUGCGACUACACUGCUUCAAUGUCUGGGACUUUUAAUGGAGUUCAACAACAUUUGCAGGAAAUGGUUGGACGCAACAUUCCAUACAUCCCAUGUCAAGGCCAUAGCAGAAGUUGUAAACGAGAUUCUAUGUUGCAAGAACAUAUGGAAAAAAUUGAAAAUGCUCUUAAAUUGCGCAAUCUCUCAAAGACGAGAUGGGUGUAUAGAAGUGAAUCAAUUGAAGCGUUAUGUUUAUGAGGUUUAUCAUGAGAAAGACCAAGAUCCUGACAGUACAGAUGCAGAAGCCAGAGCUCAAUAUCCUUGAUUGUCUUCAACUGAUUGAUGAAACUGUUAGAUCACUGGAAAGAAUACGGCACAAUGAGUCGGAAUUGAAUGACCAAAUAGAUGCGAGUGUUGAGUUUGCGAAGACUCUAGUCUCUAAUCCCGAGGAAGAGUUUGCUAGAAAGAGUAAUAAAAGAUCAAGUAGACGUUUGGAAAACAACCCUGACACUUUGGCAAUUAUGUCACUAAAAACUAACUAUCGAAAAUGCAUGAUUGAGGUCCUCGAUUCCCUCAUCAGAGAAUAUAGAGAUAACAUAAAAAGUUGUUUGAAAAAAAUAAAACCCUUAGCUGUUAUCCUUCAGCCUCCACUGACUAAACCAAAUUUUGAACAAGUUGAAAAGGUCACCGAACUUUUUCCUCCAUCAAUUAGCGUAGAUUGUAUGUCACUGUAUGCAGAACUUGAGAUUUUUGUUAACUUUGUAAAUGAGACAGAGAAAGAAUGUAAGACAGUCCACGACGCCGGAAACAGUGCUUUCAAAAAUAAAGAAAUUUUCCCAAACGUUUAUAAAUGUUACAAACUUCUGUUUACUGCUCCAGUAAGUGUGGCUGAUAUUGAAAGAUCAUUCAGCAAAAUGAAAAUUGUCAAGAACUAUUUGCGCUCAACAAUAAAAUGUGAAAGGCUGGAAGAACUCAUUGUCCUCUCAACCGAGAAGGAUUUAACAGAUACAAUUCAUCUGGAUGUAGUACUAAAAUCUUGGGCAGCCAGAAAAAACCGUAAACUCAGAAUAAAAUUUAAGUAAAAGCAACAUCUCAAGAGUACGUUGAGAUGAUUCUCACUUAAGACUCUUGAUAUGAGAACAAAUAUACAUUGUUUUACUGUUAUGUCCGAAACGGUUAAGGUUUAUAUUUCAAAAACAGGUUUUGUAAUAAUGUAUGUGUUAGAAACCUAAUCUUCGAUAAUGUUUACUAAUAAACAACGUAUGCAAUAAUAGAAAUGAUUAUAA